CCGUAACGCAGUACAGUACAGUACAGCCCCGUUACAGGCAAGCGGUAACUGUGUCAGCCGCAACUUGUCGCGCUUCAACUUCAACUUUUUCCAGCUCCAACUUCAGCUUCAACUUCAUCUUCAUCUUCAUCUUCAUCUUCCACAACUUCGAUCUCCAUCUCCAUCUCCUUUCUCACUCUUUCAUUCUCAUGCCCAUACGUAUCCGUCUCAUCCUCUUUCUCCACAUCGUCCGUCGAGUUUCCUCCCUUAUUCCCGCUCUCCCAUCCCAUCCAUGUAGCCUGCCUGCCACCUCGCCUAACCUAACAUGACGUCGUUGAUGUACUCGAUACCAAGCCCCCAACGCUCUUGUUGCUGAGUCCGACCACCACCUCUAUUAUUCCGAACUGUCUCACCAACUCCAACACCCCCCAGCUUACAGGGCACCAAGGCUCUCGUCCAAGCCACCAACUCCCGUUUUUUGCCUCUUCUUAAAAUAUCUCUCUGCCUACAGACAACAUCCUUAUAUAUAUAUAUAUAUAUAUUCCACACUGUCCCUUUUCAACUACCCUCCUUAUCUUGUAUCUUCGGAUAAAGCACCGAUUUUCCCCCUUGGUCUGCCGCUGGAGUGGGGAACUUUCUCCCAACCUAAUCACACUCAGCUGCACUUUGUCUUCUAACUCGCCCAGCCCGAGACUCUUUAUCGGAAUUUUCCCUUUUGCUCAAAGUCUAAGGUGGACUCUAUUUUUUGAUCGGAUUCCUUCAUAAUAAUAUUAUAACUCGAAUCUUCCCUCCCUUCGACCCACCAAGCAGUCAUGGCAGCUGUAAAUUCUUCAGCCGACAAGACGUCGGAUUUCACGAAACCACAUGUUACCGCUCCUGUCAACGAGAUCCCAGCAACUCCAUCUGUAUCUGAACCGCAGCAAGAGUUACAGCAGGAGGAACAACAUCAACAUACCAAACCAGGCAUUCAUUCGACAGAGGCAAAGAAGUCGGACACAACGAAUAGCGAAGAAAAUAAUGAAUGGCGACUCAAAUCUAAGAAGUCUGUCGAAUCCAGCGCAGUUGACAAAAGCGAAUCGCAACAGCGGCCAUCCAACAUCCCAAAUCCCAUAACCACCAUGCGACCUGUUUCCCCUCUAAAUUCUCUCAGCUCUACUCAACCAUCUGCAUCUCCACAUCGUGCGAGAAAUCCCUACAUGUCUCCAUCAUCUCCUAAUCGCGGAUUCCGUUCUGCUUCUCCUCGCCUUCACUCGCCUGCUUCCUCGCAAAUUUUCGAACGGAGUGUCCAGGAAGAUUUCGCACCAGCCCAAGCUUCCCCAUCUAUACCCUCACAUAUCAUGACAGAAAACCACAUCCCCCCAAUCCUUGGCGCCUCAUCUGCUGCUUUGACCGACGAGCGUCUCGAUCCAGACUCUGUUGAAAUCAUCACUCAUAACUUCCACCAGCCUGCCUCGCUCAGCGUGACUGGCGGCCAACCUGAACAGGCAGUGACGUCGUCUUGGCAUGAAGAUCUCAACCCACAUUUACCCCCUGACGCGGAAGAUUCGGUUUCAAAUUACGGCGGGUUGGACCCAUCUGACAUCAGGCGCCUAAGCUUCGUAUCAUUCGCUGACGUUGUCAACGGCGAACAUGCUGAAACAGACCAUGCUUCAAACCGCGAUUCUAUGUACAUGGCGGGUCUCUCGACUAACGCUGCCUUGUUCGCUGCGCAGAACCGCUCUCCAUCUCCAGUACGCUCUCCGGUCUCGUCCCACGGUUUCGGUACAUCGCCGCCAACAAGCGUAUCGCCUUCUACAAAGGGGUUGGAUAACUCUCCUAAUCGCGGGGGUUGGGUGGCCGGGAGCCCCCGGCUCUGCGGCCAUAGUCCCCCUCCUGGCACUUUUGGUGGUGAGUUGAAUGUUGAAACCAUGCGGCAGGCUCUCCGACGGACUGGUUCCGGCGAUUUUGGUGGAUUCCGCAGUCAACCCAUGAGUGCCGUUGGGAACGACGAUGGGACAUAUGAUCGUCCCUUCAAGUAGUCAUAUCCUCUCACCCACCCACACGUUAAGAGGGAUGAUGCUCCUUUGUAUAUUUGGUUUGUAUUUUUUUGGUCCUUUUUCCCAUAUUUUUCUGGUCUCAUCUCUUACUACUUUUGCUUCUCUUUUUAUUCAACGAUUUUAAUCAAGAGGUGGGUAGAUAGGAGUUGUCUCUUACCUUUUCAUUUCCGACGUAUUGGUUUUCGGGAAAUUUGUAACACUGACUUUGCUGUAAUUUUCCCAUAGCCUUUCUUCAUGAUAAGCAGAACAUUCUGGGAGGUUUAUUUCGUUUGUUUCUUUUUCUUUCUUUCUUUCCCUUUUAUUUUGGCAUACGUCUUUCUGCCCUUCUUUGGUUCCAGUUCUCUUGCGUAGUUCCUUCGAACUAUCUCUGUUGUUUGUCUUGCUUUGGCAUCUACGAUUUUCUAUUUUGCUUUCUAUCUUUUUUUUUUUUUUUUUUCUGAUUCCCCCAGGAGAAAUCCUUGCAAAUUCGAAUUUAACCCAAGACCAUAUAUUUCGCAUUCCAAAUCUUUUAGGAAUCAUGUUCAAGCUAGCUAGCUAAAUUGAGCAGCCGUCUUUUUUCUACUAUCUAUCUAUAUAUCUAUCUAUCUAUUUAUUUAUUUUAUUUAUCCUUUGAGAAACUCCACAA
Messenger RNA from Blastomyces gilchristii SLH14081, 2640 nucleotides. RefSeq lists its product as uncharacterized. NCBI's taxonomy places the organism in Eukaryota, Fungi, Ascomycota, Eurotiomycetes, Onygenales, Ajellomycetaceae. The record is from RefSeq and is a predicted model, not a curated record. Bases 792 to 1997 code for a protein of 401 amino acids. The transcript has a single exon.